Cotesia congregata is the source of this 1065-nucleotide messenger RNA. NCBI's taxonomy places the organism in Eukaryota, Metazoa, Arthropoda, Insecta, Hymenoptera, Braconidae. The record is from the annotation of a GenBank genome assembly.
AUGGCACCCAGUAUGGAACAAUCAUCAGAUCUUGUUUCUCGUGAAGGACCCCGCGUCAUUGAUUAUUUAAUAGAUUUUUUCAUAUAUUUAAAAAAGACAACGGGAUUUCGCGGUGAUCAUUUUCGUGCACCCGAGGAAUUACGAAGAACAUUCGAAAAAAUGGAGUUUUUCAAAAUUCCUCGACAACUUUGGAUGGCAAUAUUAAAUGCAGCUAUGAAGAUAGUCGCUGAAUUCCCACGUAUGGAAGAUCUUGAUGAACUGAUUUCACUUAUUGUUACUGUAGUUAUUUAUCUGGUUCAAUAUCUUUUGAAGAACUUUUUUCUGCGAGCUGCAUUAUUUUUGCUAAGUAAAGUGGCAUCACCAGUCAUAUCAACGAUUAUUGUAUGUAUUUAUCAUUUUGUCACUUGGGCGAUGGUACGACUCUUGAAUUACAUUAAGCCAAAAGUUGAAGAGUACGCAAGGAACAGCCAUAAUGUAAUGAAAGUAAAACCGAAUUGUAGCCUACUUAUAUCUAGUAAAAACAACAGCAAGAUUUGUAAUUUUUGUGACAACAAUUCAUUAACUAUGGUUGAACAUGACGGUCUCACCGAAUUAGAUUAUUUUUGUGAUUUUAUGCAGUAUUUGCAUGCAGAGACAGCUUUCCAACCCGAAUAUUUUCAACCAUCGGAAGAACUGGAAAUGUCAUUAAAAAAACUGGAGCUCCAUCAACUUCCUUUGAAAAUAUGGGAAGUAAUAUUAACAUCAGCACAGAAGUUAGCUUUUCUAGUGAUUAAUAAUCCAACUACAAAGCAAUUCGUUUCGUUGUUUACUGAGUUGGUAAUCGGCCUCGCUCAUGUGCUUUGUGAUAUUUUAACUAAACGAGGAUUGUUAUUCACAUUAAGUAAAAUAACAUCACCUGUAUUAUCAAUUAUUUCUAUCGUUAUCUUUUAUGUUAUAAAAUGGGCAAUAAUACCUUUAUUGCAAGUGGCUAAGCCUAAAAUAGAAAAAUAUGUCGAGUUUGUUACUGAACAAUUGAAACUUGUUUUUACAAAAAUUUCUUUGCUUCAGAUUAAAAAUAAUAAGUAA